AUUCACGUGUAUUUCAACGGAACAACAUACAAAACCAAAACGGUUGCAAUCGUUUUGUUAAUAAAAUUUCAAAUUAUUCAAUAAAAAGCAAAAUUAAAGCCCAAGGAAAGUCAAGGUCCAAGUGUAGAAUAUGUCUUCCUCCUUUUUUCUAAAGAAAGAGCCCAAAAAUAAUAAAAAGCGAAAGUUCCAAGGUGGCCCCACAGGUGCAGGCGCCAAAGGUAAAAAUAAAGGCAAAAACAUCCAAGAUAAUCCACCUGUCAAGAAAAAACCCCAAAAAGAUGAUGAAGAGAUAGCCAGUGACAGUGAAUAUGAGAGUGGUCUGGAAGGUGAAGGUGCUCCCAAUUUGGUAUUUUCAUCAGAUGAAGCCGAGGAGGAAACACCUCAAGACAAAAGACUGCGUUUGGCCAAGAAAUAUCUUGAAGAAAUUGAAAAACAGGAGGCGGAGAAAGCCGAAGAUCAAGAAAUUCAUGACCAUGUUUCACAUCGCCUACAGACAGAGUAUUUGGAUAGUGUGGGGAAAUUGAGAAGAAAUAUUGCAGCCUCCAUAGAAGGUUACGAUACCGAGAACAUAGUCAAAUUGAAACACAAGAAGCAACAUUUGCCUUUGUGUUCUCUAGCCUUAUCACCAGAUGGUGAAUAUUUAUUUUCGGGAGCCAAAACUCAAUUUGUGCUAAAAUGGAAUUUGAAAACUUCACGUGUUGAGGGAGCAUUUAAUGUACAACCACAUAAUGAAGAUAAAAAUACCGAUAUUAAGAGAAGGUCACAGGUUAUAGCAUUAUGUAUUUCCUCGGAUUUUCGUUAUUUAGCCUUAGCCGAUGGCGGUUACACCAUUCAGGUGUGGUGUCCCAAAGAACUGAAACAUUUGAAAACCUUCCAUGGGCAUCGCGAUGUAGUGACAUCAUUGGUGUUUCGUCGUGAUACGCAUGAAUUGUAUUCAGCUUCGCGAGAUAGAUCGGUAAAAAUAUGGUCUUUGGAUGAAAUGGCCUAUGUGGAGAGUUUAUUUGGUCACCAGGCCCAUGUCACUGGCAUAGAUGCCUUAUCCCGCGAACGUGCUAUUACCUCCGGAGGUUCUGAUUGUACUCUUAGAAUCUGGAAGAUUACCGAAGAGUCCCAGCUUAUUUAUAAUGGACAUAGUGAUAGCAUUGAGUGUGUUAAAUUUUUAAAUGAUGAAAAUUUCAUAUCAGGAGGCACGGAUGGGUCAAUAGGUCUUUGGAAUGCUUUGAAGAAAAAACCUCUGCAUACCGCAACGCUGACACAUGGUGUUCAAUCAAAUGGGGAAUCUAAUUGGAUAACAGCUUUGACGUGUGUAGUGAAUACAGAUUUAGUGGCUUCCGGUUCCUGUGAUGGCUUCAUACGUCUAUGGCAGUGUGCUGAAAACUUUCGUAAGCUAAAGCUUCUAUUACAAAUUCCCGUUGAUGGUUUUGUCAAUAGUUUAGUCUUUAAUUCGGAUGGCACAAAACUCUAUGCUGCAGUGGGCCAAGAACAUCGUUGGGGUCGUUGGUGGCGUAUGAGUGAAGCUAAAAAUUCAAUCAUGGUCAUUGACUUGCUGAGAUCUACAACAGAGGCGACCACAUCUGGGAAAAGUAAAACUAAAUGAUAAUGACACAUUAGUUAUGGAUAUUUGUAAAGAUUUGUUGUUAGAAACAAAACGCAAAGUUGUUUUAUAAAAAAACAAGCUAUUAUUAAGUCGUUGUCAAAUUGUAGAGAAAAACAAAUUUUAUAAAAAAAAGAAAAUAAAGUUACUAUUU
Stomoxys calcitrans (stable fly) is the source of this 1748-nucleotide messenger RNA. It is a transcript of the gene U3-55K, whose product is annotated as U3 small nucleolar RNA-interacting protein 2. The record is from RefSeq and is a predicted model, not a curated record. The transcript has 5 exons. NCBI's taxonomy places the organism in Eukaryota, Metazoa, Arthropoda, Insecta, Diptera, Muscidae. Gene Ontology annotation, cellular component: small-subunit processome. The coding region runs from base 131 to 1597 and encodes 488 amino acids. Gene Ontology annotation, molecular function: snoRNA binding; protein binding.